This is a messenger RNA of Brassica oleracea var. oleracea, 1525 nucleotides long. Its product is annotated as peroxisome biogenesis protein 12. Bases 79 to 1209 code for a protein of 376 amino acids. Gene Ontology annotation, biological process: protein monoubiquitination; protein import into peroxisome matrix. The transcript has 10 exons. Lineage: Eukaryota; Viridiplantae; Streptophyta; Magnoliopsida; Brassicales; Brassicaceae. The record is from RefSeq and is a predicted model, not a curated record. Gene Ontology annotation, molecular function: zinc ion binding; protein binding; ubiquitin-protein transferase activity. Gene Ontology annotation, cellular component: peroxisomal importomer complex; peroxisomal membrane.
UCGAUCUUUCUCCCACAAAAAUUCUGCAAUUCUGGAGAAAGCUAAAGGUCUCGCCUUUAUCAAGUAAUCAAGAAGAAGAUGCUGUUUCAGGUAGGAGGUGAUGGCACGCGCCCUACCUUCUUCGAGAUGGCCGCAGCUCAGCAGCUUCCAUCUAGCCUCCGCGCCGCUCUCACAUACUCCCUCGGCGUUUUUGCAUUGAGAAGAUCGUUUCUUCAUAGAAUCUUAGACUACGAGGAUGAGUUCUUUGCUGCUCUGAUGCUUGUUCUCGAAGGACAUAGCUUACGAACCACAGAUGCUUCGUUUGCUGAAUCAUUGUAUGGUUUAAAGAGGAAGUCAGUGAGAUUGAGAUUGAGAUUAAGCAAAGGUUCUGGUUUAGAGAAACGCCAGAGGAUCCUCUCUGUUGUGUUUCUGGUUGUGUUACCGUAUUUUAAGUCCAAGUUGCAUGGUAUAUAUAACAAGGAGAGGGAAGCGAGGCUCCGGGAGAGUAUAUGGGGAGAAGAGGAUCAAGGGUUUGAUGAAGCUGACUUUUUCACAGGGGAGGAGCCAGUUGUUUCAAGAGGGGAUAGUGGGGAUCAGGAGCUUUCUGUUCGAGUGCAGGUAGCUACGAGGAUUAAAAAGUUUGUAGCUGUGUGCUAUCCUUGGAUACAUACUGAAGGAUUAUCAUUCACUUACCAGCUCUUAUAUCUACUCGACGCUACUGGAUUUUAUUCCCUUGGAGUUCAAGUUUGUCGAGCUACAGGGCAAGAGCUGAUGGAUACAUCAUCAAGAAUUUCAAAAAUAAGAAACCAUGAGCGUGAGAGACUUCGUGGUCCUCCAUGGCUAAAAACAGUGCAAGGGGCACUUCUCAGCUGUUCAUAUGCAGUGCUUGAUUACGCCCAAACCGGUUUAAUUGCAGCAGUUUUUAUCUUUAAAAUGAUGGAGUGGUGGUAUCAAUCAGCUGAAGAGAGAAUGACAGCUCCCACCGUGUACCCUCCACCUCCACCUCCUCCAUCCCCAAAGGUGGCUAAAGAAGGAAUCCCUCUACCUCCUGACAGGACUCUCUGCGCGUUAUGCUUGCAAAAACUUGCAAACCCAUCAGUUGUAACAGUCUCUGGAUUUGUCUUCUCCUAUUCUUGCGUAUUCAAGUAUGUUUCACAGUACAAGCGAUGUCCAGUGACAUUGAUUCCAGCAAGCGUGGAUCAGAUUAGGAGGUUGUUUCAUGACACUUAGAGACAAUCGGUUUAAUGGUUUUAAGCCAAACAUUGAGCGCUUUGUUCUCAAUCGUUGGUUUGGAGGUGGCGCAACCAGUGUGUACACUGGAAGAGCUAAAAGACUGCCAAGUGAGGCUCCUAAUUCCACAAUUGGUUUAUGUAUAUAAGCUUUCUUGUAGAGUUCAUCAAGUGCAUCUUGUAUUGCAAGAAAGAUGUGUUGCUCCUAACUGAAGCUGAAUUUGAUGAAGACAAAGAAAGCAGACAGAUACUUUUUUGUUUCCUUCUUAGUUUCGACUUCAAAAGGAAUUGUAUAUUUUCUACAGGAUAGAAUAAAA